This is a messenger RNA of Cynocephalus volans (Philippine flying lemur), 2267 nucleotides long. Its product is annotated as RING finger protein 11-like. Lineage: Eukaryota; Metazoa; Chordata; Mammalia; Dermoptera; Cynocephalidae. Bases 272 to 736 code for a protein of 154 amino acids. The record is from RefSeq and is a predicted model, not a curated record. Gene Ontology annotation, biological process: ubiquitin-dependent protein catabolic process. Gene Ontology annotation, molecular function: ubiquitin protein ligase activity. The transcript has a single exon. Gene Ontology annotation, cellular component: ubiquitin ligase complex.
CUUAUAAUUUUUUUGUCUGGUUUUGCAUCAGGGUAAUGCUGACCUCAUAAAAUGAGUUGGAAAGUGUUCCCUGCUUCUCUUUUCUGGAAAAGUUUGUGUUAAAUGGUUUUGUUUCUUCCUUAAAUGUUUGGCAAUGAAACUAUUUGGGGAGAAGCUGCCAACAGUGCACAGGUAUGAGCUAAGACUCAAACGGCGCGGGAGCAGUGCGUGUGGGCAGGCGCCGGAGACCCCAGACAGGUUUGAGUCAGAUCAUACAUCCUAGCCCCAGAAGAUGGGGAACUGCCUCAAAUCCCCCACCUCGGAUGACAUCUCCCUGCUUCACGAGUCUCAGUCCGACUGGGCUAGCUUUGGCGAGGAGACAGAGCCGGAUAAGGAGCCGCCGCCGCCAUAUCAGGAACAAGUUCCAGUUCCAGUCUAUCAUCCAACACCUAGCCAAACUCGGCUAGCAACUCAGUUGACUGAAGAGGAACAAAUUAGGAUAGCUCAAAGAAUAGGCUUUAUACAGCAUCUGCCUAAAGGAGUUUAUGACCCUGGAAGAGAUGGAUCAGAAAAAAAGAUCCGGGAGUGUGUGAUCUGUAUGAUGGACUUUGUUUAUGGGAACCCAAUUCGAUUUCUGCCGUGCAUGCACAUCUAUCACCUGGACUGUAUAGAUGACUGGUUGAUGAGAUCCUUCACGUGCCCCUCCUGCAUGGAGCCAGUUGAUGCAGCACUGCUUUCAUCGUAUGAGACUAAUUGAGCCAGGGUCUCUUGUCUGACUUCGACUGAACCAUCACUUUUGGUGGUUUUGAUCUUUUGUCACUGAGCCCAAAGAGCCAGGGAUUAGGAAUUAAGAUCAUGCGCAAAAAUUUCCUAAAAAUUCCUGGAUGGCUGCAGAUGUUGGGGGAAAUAUGUGAUAUUUUAGAAACUUAGGGGGAAAAGUAGGAUGGUAUUUUUACGUAAAGCCUUGACCCAGUGUUUAAAAAUAUAGUUGUAUUUAGAUCUUGUUAUUGCUCCAGUACAUAGGGAUUGUGUAAAGUGUUACAGCAGCUGUAAUAUGUUUAAAUUGUGUGUAUUGAAGAUUAGGAAAAAGAUGGUGGUUAUUUUUUCCUAAAUAACUUUCUUCUCCACCCCACCCCACCUCCCACUCUUUUCUGAAGUUGCUGGCAUUUGGGUCAAGGUUUUAUUAAAGCUACAUUUUAUAACACUGGCACACACACACAAAAAAGUAGUUUUAAGCUUCUUUGCACAGUUCUUUUUUUCCAUUGGAAAUGGAAUUCAUUGCCUUAGGUCUUUUUAAAUAGUGUAUUAUUAUCGUUGGGGCUGGCUCUAUGCUUGAAAACCAGUUUAUUUAUAAGCUGUUAUAAGUGCUAUAUUCUGUUUGCAGUUAGGAAAUGCAGAAUUCAAAGUGAUCUCCUAGCUUGUAAGCAAACUGAGAUGCACUGUCCCUUUUCUGUAAAAAAUGAGUUAAUGUGUCAAGAAACCAAAUCUAGUAAAGUGGGGUUUAAUAUUUCCCUUUCCUAUGUGUUUUAUCUAAUUAUUUUGGUUGUUAAUAUGGUGAUAAAUAAAAGUCAAGGUAAAUUUAAAUAUUAAGAUUUCUGAUUUAUUGAGCUCGAAUUAUGUCACCAUACUUACACUUAUGUAAAAAUGAAUGUGGCACCAUGGUGAAACUUAACGAGAAGUAGUUUCUCAGUUGUAACAAUUUUGAUUUAUUCUCUUUCGUGUGACCUCCUUCCCUGUUGUCUUGAACCAUAGCAAAAGGAUACUGCAUCUCUCAUUACUGUAGUGUUGAGGGUAUUGAAAUUAUAUAAAAACACAUCUCAGUCUCUGUUUCUUGGAAAGGUAUCUGUUAAGUCCUGCUAACUGACUUAUAAGACUAAGCAGGAAAAAUAAAAAUAAAUGUGUUUCAUGUUUUGCACACAAAUGCAGGAUUUUUAUAAUCACAUGACUUCAUAGUUGUGAUUUCAAAAAAGAAGGAAUUUCUCCUUUAUCUUUUCUUGCAGUCAAUGUAAGAAUACUCUAAAUCUCUAAGCUUCUGAAGUGUUAGAGGUAGAGAUGGUCUAGUAAAGGUGUAGUAGUAAUGUUUUAUCCACUUAGCAUGUGUUUAUUUUUCCUUAUGUACUCAAAGGUGACUUAUUUGUUCAGCUUGGUGAUAUUCCAUCUAAAAAUCAUUCAUUAGCAAAAGGAGAAGCAAUCUCAACCUAACAAAGAAAUCAGAAGUGUUUCUUAUUAUUUUAUAUUGAGUUGAAUAUUUAACCCUAACACUUUUCUACAUACAAAAUACAAGUAUC